Xyrauchen texanus (razorback sucker) is the source of this 1907-nucleotide messenger RNA. RefSeq names its product ras-related GTP-binding protein A. The transcript is spliced from 11 exons. Gene Ontology annotation, cellular component: lysosome; Gtr1-Gtr2 GTPase complex; nucleus. Bases 145 to 1092 code for a protein of 315 amino acids. Gene Ontology annotation, molecular function: GTP binding; GTPase activity. Gene Ontology annotation, biological process: cellular response to starvation; positive regulation of TOR signaling; cellular response to amino acid stimulus. The record is from RefSeq and is a predicted model, not a curated record. NCBI's taxonomy places the organism in Eukaryota, Metazoa, Chordata, Actinopteri, Cypriniformes, Catostomidae.
GUGCUCAUCGUCGCCAUUCGCGAACUGCAGGGCAAACAUUGAGGUGUUAUUUAGAUCAGGAUUUGAUCUGGACUUUAAUCAGGUUUCUGUUGCAGUUAUUGAAUAUCUGCAGCCUACAGUGACACAGUGAAGUUUAGCAGUGAAAUGUCAAGCACUGCCAUGAAGAAGAAGGUGUUGUUGAUGGGAAAGAGUGGAUCAGGAAAGACCAGUAUGAGAUCCAUCAUCUUCGCCAAUUACAUCGCCAGAGACACUCGCCGCCUCGGCGCCACAAUUGAUGUGGAACACUCUCAUGUGCGAUUCCUGGGUAAUCUGGUGCUGAAUCUGUGGGACUGCGGUGGUCAGGACACUUUCAUGGAAAACUACUUCACGAGUCAAAGAGACAAUAUCUUCCGUAAUGUGGAAGUGUUGAUUUACGUGUUUGACGUGGAGAGUCGAGAGCUGGAGAAGGACAUGCAUUACUACCAGUCGUGUCUGGAAGCCAUUCUGCAGAACUCACCCGAUGCCAAGAUAUUCUGCCUGGUGCACAAGAUGGAUUUGGUUCAGGAGGAUCAGAGAGAUCUGAUAUUUAAAGAGCGUGAGGAGGAUUUGAAGAGAUUGUCCCGGCCCCUUGCCUGUACCUGCUUCAGGACAUCUAUUUGGGAUGAAACGCUGUAUAAAGCUUGGUCCAGUAUCGUGUAUCAGCUGAUUCCUAAUGUACAGCAGCUCGAGUGUAACCUGCGCAACUUUGCUCAGAUUAUUGAAGCUGAUGAAGUAUUACUGUUUGAAAGAGCCACUUUCCUGGUGAUUUCUCAUUAUCAGUGUAAGGAACAGCGAGAUGCUCAUCGCUUUGAGAAGAUCAGUAACAUCAUCAAACAGUUCAAGCUCAGCUGCAGUAAGUUAGCUGCCUCAUUCCAGAGCAUGGAAGUACGCAACUCGAAUUUUGCAGCUUUUAUCGACGUGUUCACGUCCAACACAUACGUCAUGGUUAUCAUGUCUGACCCGUCAAUACCAUCUGCUGCCACCCUCAUCAACAUUCGGAACGCCAGGAGACAUUUUGAAAAGCUGGAGCGAGUAGAUGGACCCAAACACAGUCUGCACAUGCGCAUGCGCUAGACAUACACAUGCAGCAGAGAACGAUAAUAAGGGUGAACUCCUGCAAAUGAUUCAAAGGAAUUUCUCCAGUUUUGCCAACAUCACUGCAUCCAGUGUUUUUUUCCAUCUGAUGUAAAAAGGGGUUUAACUUGCUUUUAUUUGUUUGUUUUUUGUUUGUUUUUUUUGCUUCCUGCUGUUGCAAUGGGGCUAUAGUUCAUAUUGAUUCACUCUGAGGAGGGAUUGGAUAUUAUAAUGGCCUCUUAAAAUUUGAUUUGUGCCCUACAGUAACUUGUGAGUUAUUCGUUCACAAAACUAAAUCAUAGUCAACAUUUUGUUUUUCUCUGUCUCCAUUAUAUAUUGUUUAAGCAUUAUCUCAGCUUUUUGUACUUUUGAACAAAUGCUGAAAAGGUUGAGCCGAAAUCUGUGACUGUAAAAUUGGUCUGUUUGAAUUACUUGGAUUACAAAUAUUCAGCAAAAAUAAAUGCACGUUCUUCUGUAAUUACUGUCCUUCCAUUGAACAAAACCAUACUUAUAAGAGGUAAGAAAAUAAAGGAAUCUCUUAAAGUGAUGACACCUGAUUUGUGCUUGUCUCACAAACAUCCUAAAGCACAAAAAACACUCACGUCAAAAAUCUAAAUAUUUAAACAAAUAUAGAGUGGAUUUACAUUUGGAUUGACUAAGCUAUAAAUCAAUGUACACAGUCCUCCACAAAGAACAUAUUUAUAUUUUACAGUCUGAACUUCUACAAUAGCAAAAUUGGGCUCUGAUCUCUUGGUGGUGCUAGUGUUAGAUAUAGAUAUACAAAGUUGCACUAGGGUUUACAUGAAUAACAUUAG